UGCACAGGCGGCACAGUCCAAGAAAAAAUUCCCACUUGGGCUGCCACUGUUCUCUGCGGAGCGUAAAAACUUUUUAGCAGAGGAAAAACGAAAGUAUUUAGAAUUGAUUCUAAAUUCAAUGGCUCCUCUCGCUCCGAGGUCUGGAGAUGUGGUCUUCGCCAAUGUCGAGCGCGUGAAUGCAGAAUUGUUUACUCUCACAUAUGGGGCGAUCGUACGGCAGCUUCUUACGGAUCUGGAGGAGGUUGAGGAAGUCAAUAAGCAACUGGAUCAGAUGGGUUACAAUAUUGGAGUUCGAUUGAUUGAUGAAUUUCUUGCUAAGUCUGGUGUUUCCAGAUGCAUUGACUUCAAGGAGACAGCUGAAGUGAUAGCAAAGGUGGGGUUUAAGAUGUUUUUAGGAGUCACUGCAUCUGUGACUAACUGGGAUGCUGAUGGAACAAGUUGCAGUCUUGUCUUGGAGGAUAAUCCGUUAGUAGAUUUUGUUGAGCUUCCAGAUACAUGUCAAGGACUGUAUUACUGCAACAUCCUAAGUGGAGUUAUCAGAGGAGCCCUAGAGAUGGUCUCAAUGAAGACUGAAGUCACAUGGAUACGUGAUAUGCUCCGAGGAGAUGAUGCCUACGAAUUGCAAGUGAAACUUCUGAAACAAGUUCCAGAAGAGUACCCAUACAAGGAUGAUGAGUAACCUUUUUUUCAUGAGUACACUUGUAUAUGCAACUUGAGUUUUUAUUUUCUCCAUAAAGGUUUUAAAGUUGUUCUCAUGAUUGGAAGGAACAAUGCUUACUUUUGAAUAUUUAUGAUUCUAG
Messenger RNA from Telopea speciosissima, 800 nucleotides. RefSeq names its product trafficking protein particle complex subunit 3-like. The record is from RefSeq and is a predicted model, not a curated record. Gene Ontology annotation, cellular component: cytosol; TRAPP complex; cis-Golgi network membrane. Gene Ontology annotation, biological process: intra-Golgi vesicle-mediated transport; endoplasmic reticulum to Golgi vesicle-mediated transport. NCBI's taxonomy places the organism in Eukaryota, Viridiplantae, Streptophyta, Magnoliopsida, Proteales, Proteaceae. Bases 119 to 679 code for a protein of 186 amino acids. The transcript is spliced from 5 exons.